AUGACGCUCACGGGUAGUCUGGUCCUCCUGGCAGCCAUUUGCAUCAUUACUUGGACGGCCGGUACCGUCACUGGCAACCCUUCGCCCUAUCCACAUCCAACGCUCGCACCAUCGAGACCAUCGACCUGUGGAGCUUACGGGCAGGCACCGUGUAGCUUUGUCCCCGCACCACCCGGUGUAACGCCGAAAUGUGCCUCACCGGGCACAACGUUUUGCGAAAUGACUCCAGACUAUCCCGCAUAUCUCAUCAAGCAGCUUAUCGACGCCCUCGGGUAUCAGGGAGUGAUUGCAGACGAAGAGCAGAUCGACUUCAACGCCAACAAGCUGCUGGAGGAAGAGGAACAUCUUCACCAUCAUUAUCAUCACUUUUACGCCUCGAUGCAGAGCGCACCGGAGGAGGAACGGGUGAAGAUGCCACCGACCGUCAAACCUUUCACCUACAAUGCCCCAAAUCGGCUCCAGAAGCAGCAGCAGCAGCAACAGUCGAUGCCCAUACCGCAACCGAUCUACAUCCCGAAACCACAGUAUUCCUAUCGUUACAACAGCUACGCGAAACCACCGGGACCAGCGGGGCAUUCCAAGUACGCCAGCGGUCCAAUGGCCACUUCUGGUGGGGGAUACUUUUACCCACCACCACCACCACCACCACCUCUGCCACUUCCUUCAGCACCGGUAACAGCGUACAGUCCUGCCGAUUGGUUAAAACGCUUCGCACGCGAUCUCUCCGAUCAGCAUCGGCGUGCGGUCCGGAUGGCAUCCCUACGGCGUGUCGAUGAAACGCUCAGUCCGUACGAAACGGAACCGACUCCGUUCCAUCUUCCGGCCGGUUUGUGGAAUGAAACAGCAAACGAACGUUCGAGAAGACAGACAGGACAGCAACGCGAGCAACUUUGUACUGUCCGCGAACGCUACAUCACACCGCAGACGGCACUCAACACUAAAGGGAACUGGAUGUUUGUGGUAAACCAGGACACCUCGCACCAGCUGGUGAAGACGGAAAUCUGCGAGUCAACGGAGUGUUCCAACCUGUGCAGCUUGCCGAUCACCUACCGAUCCCGGUGCGAGCAACGAUACGCCCAGAAGCGUCUCGUGACGCUCGAUCCGAGCGGUCGGACACUGUACGUCGACACCUACUGGUUCCCGAGUUGCUGCGUCUGUUCACUCUACUCUGCGGUCUGA
Messenger RNA from Anopheles darlingi, 1179 nucleotides. It is a transcript of the gene spz5, whose product is annotated as protein spaetzle 5. Bases 1 to 1179 code for a protein of 392 amino acids. The record is from RefSeq and is a predicted model, not a curated record. The transcript is spliced from 5 exons. Gene Ontology annotation, biological process: regulation of Toll signaling pathway; innate immune response; central nervous system formation. Gene Ontology annotation, cellular component: extracellular region. Lineage: Eukaryota; Metazoa; Arthropoda; Insecta; Diptera; Culicidae. Gene Ontology annotation, molecular function: growth factor activity; Toll binding.